This is a messenger RNA of Populus nigra (black poplar), 1690 nucleotides long. RefSeq names its product DAR GTPase 3, chloroplastic. The record is from RefSeq and is a predicted model, not a curated record. NCBI's taxonomy places the organism in Eukaryota, Viridiplantae, Streptophyta, Magnoliopsida, Malpighiales, Salicaceae. Gene Ontology annotation, molecular function: GTPase activity; GTP binding. The coding region runs from base 65 to 1168 and encodes 367 amino acids. The transcript is spliced from 9 exons. Gene Ontology annotation, cellular component: mitochondrion.
GGACAAGAUAAGAAACAAACACAGAGGUUCAUUUUAUUAGUAGCAGAAGACAAGGGAGGCAGGCAUGGGUGUAGAGGUCCUGGGACUAUGGUUACCUAAUCCAGCAGUCCGGUUCAACAGGCCGCCAUUUCUUCACUUAUCACCUCCAACCAGAGCAUCACUUGUUACACCAGCUUCUCUCUCUUCUCCACCCCCCACCAUCCAGAUUGUUGGUGGAAAAAGUACUCCAAGUUGGCAAGGAAGUGGAAAUGAUGUUUAUGGAGGAGGAGGAGAAGAGACCGACUGGUACGAUUUUGAAACUGAUCUUUAUCAUUGGACCAAACCACUGCGUCCUGUUCAGUGGUAUCCAGGUCAUAUUGCGAAAACGGAAAAAGAACUUAAAGAGCAACUCAAGUUGAUGGAUGUUGUCAUUGAAGUUCGAGAUGCCAGAAUUCCCUUGUCUACUACCCAUCCACAGAUGGACGUGUGGCUUGGAAAUAGGAAAAGGAUUUUGGUCUUGAAUAGAGAAGAUAUGAUAUCUAAGGCAGACCGGAAUGCCUGGGCUACUUAUUUUGCAAGACAGGGAAUAAAAGUAGUCUUUUCCAAUGGCCAACUUGGAAUGGGUACUAUGAAGCUGAGCAGGUUUGCAAAGUCAUUAGCAGCAAGUGUAAAUGUCAAACGCAGAGAAAAAGGACUGCUUCCUCGUCCCGUUCGAGCUGGAAUAGUCGGGUACCCAAAUGUUGGGAAGUCAUCCUUGAUCAACCGUUUACUGAAGCGUCGAAUGUGUCCAGCAGCUCCCAGACCUGGAGUUACAAGAGAGUUAAGAUGGGUUCGAUUCGGGAAUGACCUUGAGCUGCUAGACUCUCCUGGAAUAAUCCCAAUGCGGAUCAGUGAUCAAUCAGCUGCUAUUAAGCUUGCUAUUUGUGAUGAUAUUGGAGAGAGAUCCUAUGAUGUCACUGAUGUUGCUGCAAUUCUUGUCCAAAUUCUGACAAAGCUCCCAACAGUGGGUGCAAAAGCUCUUAAUAACCGCUACAAGAUGGAUGCUGAUGACUUCUGUGGUAAAAUAUUUGUCCAGAAGCUUUCAGUUCACUUGUUCAAUGGGGACACCCAUCAAGCAGCUUUUCGCAUCUUGUCUGAUUUUCGAAAAGGGAAGUUUGGUUGGGCGGCUCUGGAGAGGCCUCCCAGGUGAUGAUGAUGGUAGCUUUGUUUUGAAUGUCGGGUAAUACUUCAGUCUGUGGCUAAUGCCUCGAGAGUGCCAAAAGGUAGCUUGAGCAGCACUCGGAUAUUGUGGAAAUUGAUCUUGACUUUGAGUGAAGGGAUAACUAAAGAUUUACUGUAAAUCUCUUCUGCGGAAAUCAAAUAGCACAACUCAGAAUAUUUGGCAGAGAUAAAAAUAAUAACUGGAGUUGUAUAGAAAAGGAAAAUCUCCAGCCUUGUGUUGUGUAAUCUACUUGGUUAUAUCUAAUUCUUGACAAUUGUUGUCUGCAGACAACGUACUAUUUAAACCUUUUGCAGCAUUAGGUUAUGAAUCAAAAUUAAAAUAUAGCAAGUGCUUGUAAAUUGCACCCUGAUUAAAAGGCUUGCCAAGCAGCUAAACUUGGCAAUAGCAUGUAGUAGUAAUUUCUAGUUUUUGGGAUUUCAAUCUAAAAGAGCCAUUUUAUUGUACAUGACACAUGGCAGUUAAUACAAACGCAUCUUUCUGUUUGUUGUA